GGCAGGUUUAGUGGUGUAUUACUUUGGCGUCACACGAACGAACAGAAAACCCACUCUCUCUUUCCCCUCUUCUCGAUUAUACACAUUUCCGUCAAUAAUGAGCUUAUUACAACCAUAUGUCGAUCAAUCCGUACUUGUCAUAACUUUAGAUGGGCGCGUUUUGGUUGGAAUCUUAAAAGGAACCGAUCAAACGGCGAAUGUGAUCCUAACAAAUUGCGAGGAGCGCGUGUUCUCAUCCGUGGAUGGCACCCAAGUGGUUCCUCUCGGUUUAUACCUCGUCCGCGGUGACAGCAUUGUCACCGUAGGUCUAGUCGACGAAGAAAAAGAAGCAGCAAUUGACUGGGCAGAAGUGAGGGCUGAACCAUUGUCAACAACAUCACUUUAAAAUAUCAUAAUUGCUCAAAUAACAUCACAACACACAACGCACAGCACACACACAUAGUCUCUCUCUAUUUCUCUACAUCAUUUGUACCAUACUUUGCU
Molecule: messenger RNA, 483 nt
Organism: Zychaea mexicana
Lineage: Eukaryota; Fungi; Mucoromycota; Mucoromycetes; Mucorales; Lichtheimiaceae
Exons: 4
Coding region: 98-385 (95 amino acids)
Biological process (GO): mRNA splicing, via spliceosome
Cellular component (GO): precatalytic spliceosome; U4/U6 x U5 tri-snRNP complex; U6 snRNP
Molecular function (GO): RNA binding
Source: RefSeq, a predicted model, not a curated record